CUAGCAGAUAAAAUAAACAUUUCCUGAAUCAUUUCAGUAGUUGUUUGCAGACAGGAGAGCAGACUGACCGUGCCGACUCGUCACUGGAAAGAGACAGGUAACAGGAGGAACGGGGAGGGACUCCCCUGAGAAAAGAGUCCGUACAGAUGGAGGAGAGAGCGGGUCGCAGCGCCGCUCGGCCCCAGAAAAUGGAGGAUGUUGCAACAAAAAGACACCGGGAAAGCAACAAGGAACAAGGAGCAGGCAGUGGCAGCAGGAAGGCCCGAGACAGAGAGAGGAGGAAAAAGAGAAAUCAAAAAAGAAAAAAGAGCAACUCAAACGCAAAAGGAGAUGCAAACGUCAAAAGCGAAGACACAGAAAAAAACGAGAUGGAGGUUGUGGAGACCACAGGCAGCCAAACUCAGGAGAGUGCAUCCAUAGCAACACAACAUGUGGAUCCCCGAGUGGAAGACAGCUUGCCAACUGUGCACAACAGUGAAGAGCAACGCCACCAAGAUGUUAAGAUGGUGCAGGCUCAGACUCAAACGAAGAAAUAUCAAGGCCAAAACAAAUGCACACAAACUCCAGUUGUUUCUCAGAACAACCAGGAAACACAGACAGACGUCCCCGCGCCAAAACCAGACCACACAAGCGAUGAAAAGACUCCGCAUGAGACAAACAACGCUGCUGAGACGCAGCUUAAGCAAGACAAACACACACCUGAACCCAAACUGCAAGAAGACAGCGCUGUUCAGACAGAAAAUCAAGAUCCAGACAAGGACAGAGUGUCAUCAGAUUUAGGAAAGGAGCAAAACCCAGAGAAAGAGUCAAAGUCUAAAGAGGAGAAUCCUUCUGCAGGAGUCUCAGCUGAUCCCGCAGACUCCAAAGCCGAAAAAGAUGCCAAAGCGAUGUCUUACGCCAAAGUUGUGUCUGGAGAGGGUGGGAGUCAGAAACAGUCCAACAUGGAAGCCUCCAAAGCAGCAGAUAAAACCACAGAAACUUCCCAGAGCAUACGUGAUCGGAGCCCAGUGAGACCUCCGCCGGGCGUUCCCAUGUUCACCGUUCACAUCUAUGCUGUGCUGGACAAAAAGUUUAAAUUCAACCAAGACCAUGACACGCUUCUAAUGUGUUAUGGCGAAGAGUACUUACCCUUUAAGAUGACGCAUUUUGUUGGACUAAAACAGGGAGGAUAUCUGGUCGAAGCAAGCCUUUCUGUUGAAGAAAGGAACUUGAGGAGAGGCGAAUGGUGGACCUAUUGGUAUGGUGUAAAGCAACGAGUCAAAGAGAUUUCAGCCAUUGCCACAAGACACGUUCAAAUUCCAUUGGAUCCCAACAUUACAGAGUUGCACCUUUAUGAAGGCUUCAUUACUCGUCAGGACGGGCAAAGUUUUUGGCGAUCUGGCCUUAACAUGUUGGGCUGGACGAGAUCAAAAGGUGUAGAGGUAUCAGACGCCUGGCAGGCCUCAGCGAGAACUCUGCUGGACAGAAUCUUCCAGAAAUGGUCCCCAUCAGACAAACAGAGCACAGAGAGCCUGUGUAACAGCUUAUGGCAUUUCACGAUGAGUUUUGGUUCUGCACCUACAAGGAUAUCAUUCCCUGACCGUUCCCCACCUCCCAUGGUCAAGACAUCAGACAUGAUUUCAGAGACUUUGGUUCAGAUCUUAAAAGGCGAGCCAAAGGAGAAACUCCCAGGCAGCUGGAGGAGCACCAGUCCUCUCGUUCAGGGCCUGUCUGUGUUCAUGGUGACCAGAAAGUGUAGCAUCAACCUCGGAGUGAAAGGCUGGGCUGAGCUGUGUCUCCUGGUGUCCUCAGAGGCCGCAAUGGACCAGAAAAACCUGGACGUGUUGCUCAGUGAUUUCCAAUAUCCACAACACGCUGUGUUGGGUCUGAUGAACCUCUGUGCAGAGCAGACGGUGUCCGAGCUCGUCCUGCUCGUUCCUCUGCUCUUCAGACUCAGACAGCCAGGAGCUGACGCAGCGAAAGUGGGUCCAGCUGUGGAGGAGGAGAACUGGUCAGGACUUGACAAUGUCAAAUUCAAGCAGUUCAGGGAGAGUAUACAGUCCCACCCUGACAAGAGAAAGAGAAUGCUGAGUCUGAUCCAGACACACUUAUCUCUGGCGAAAGAGAUGCCUCUGCUGCCGAUGAGCUGGUUAUCUCUGGUCCCGUUUGAGGAUCUUCCUGAGAUUUCAGACCUGACGGGAAUACCUGCAGAACACCUGAUCCAGAGUCUGCUGUACAGACUGCGGAGAUGUGGAGAGUCGAGGGAUAAUAACAGAGCACAGGAGAAUGUAAAGCUCACCGAGAAAACCUUGACCCACAUACUGUUGAAAGUAGACGAAGAGAAGGACAGAAUGAUUGAAUCUGGAACCAUCAGGCCAGCCUUCCUGAGCAGCGUCCGUGUGAUGAAGAGCACAUGUGCGAUCGUGCGACUCGUCCAGAGCUACCACGCUGCCAUCCUGUCCUACCAGCUGGUGUUGAAAUUGGCAGAGAUUUUAAAUGCUGAACAGAGGAAAGAGUCCUCUGACGAUGAGUUUGAGAGCUUAAGGCAGAAACUCUUGGUUGAACUUACUUGUGUGCAGCAGCAAAUCAGUGAGUGGAGGGAUGGAUUGCUGCAAAAAGACCUUUUGACGUCAAAAUCACUCACCUAUCCAAAGGAAAUUGAGAUGUGGGACUCGCUGCUGAAGGUGGAUUGCUCUCUUGAAGAAGUUUCUUCCAGUUGGAGGCUGAGUCUGAAGAAAGACCUAAUGAAGAGGAUUUCCAAGGCAAGUGAUGAGGAUAAAGUACUGGUCUGCUGCCUUGAGUCAUCCUUGGCAGCUAUAAGAAAAAGCAACCAUGUUGUACAGACCUGUUUCGACGAGCUGUGUCAGUCGGCUAUCAAGGCAAUCUGCCAGAGAGGGCAGGAGGGAGACCUGAUGCGGAGUCUCAGCUCUAAGGGGAAGGCCCCCCCUGAGGUUGUCUUGUCUGCUGUUGUGGUUGAAUCCGCAGCGCGAUUCAGACACAACUCUGUAGUCCAGCUGCUCGACCCACAGUCCGCCAUCAACCACCUGCUGUCUCACAGUGAUUGGAAGUCGAUCCAGGUGGACGAUACCGCAGCACAGGUUGUCCACAGCUGUCUGACUGCACUGCAAUCUCUGGUGGACGCUCUGCUUCAGGGACACGUGGUCCUGGGACACCUACAGAGCUGCCUGAAACACAAGGAGCAGUUUAAGAGACUUCAUCAACAGUACAAGAAAAACAACAAAUCUGAGAGCGUUCCUGUCGAUGCAGACGUUGUUUUGGCUCAGAGAGACAAGGAUCUGAAGUUUUUCCUGGAGCGGAAACAGCAGACAGAUACUCUGAUAAAGAUGAUAGCAAAGGUUGCAGAAAGCAUCACGGUUCCUGAGAUGUUGACUCUGGAGAAGCAGCACAGUGCAGAUCUCCAGAGUGUGGGCCUGAACAAACUGGUGCGCGUUCAGUCUUUUGAUGCUGGGGGGAAGCUGGGAAACGGGAGCCCUUCCCACGUCCUCUGGUACAACAUCAGUAUGAAUACCCAGAAAAUGGCCCGUGAGAUGCACAAACUGCAUCACAGCAACCUGAUUCUGUCCUACUGGGUCAAGGGAGCUGCAACUUUGGCGUCAACAAGGCAACCCUGCUCCACUCCUGUUAGAGUCACCCUGACACAGAUCUACGAAAACAUCUGGAUGCCGCUGCUGACAGAGUUCUGCCAGCUUGGCGUUGGCAUUGCAGAUGCACUCAUCACUUUCAAGCAGAUCGAUCAGGUGUUGGUGGAGUCUGGCGACCAGGGAGACGGGACACUAAUGAAGAAGGAGCUGAGUCUGAUGUCAGAGACAGUGUGUGAGUCCGGACUCAAACCUGAGGAGAACUGGGUGGAGCGGAGACUGGGUCAGAUCCAGGAGUAUCGACAGCUCCACCAGGCAGCGGCUGCAGCCAGUGCAAUGCUGAAAAUUGCUGAAAAGAUGAAGCUCUCUGGGAACUUCACGGAAAUCGAUACUCUCAGCCAAAUGGAAGAAGACACCUUUAAGCAGAGGGCCCUGGGUUCCCUUAGUGCUGAUCUGUUUCAUGCCAGACGCCAACUCUCCACGGUCACCAAGCAGCACACUGCCUGUCUGGAAGAGUUUCUAGCGAGCCAAACUCUGGUCAGCUGGGUCAAAGAGAACCUUAAAAAUAUGAGCGAUGUGAAGGUGUACGUCGACCUGGCUUCCAUAUCUGCUGGAGAGAACGACACAGAGAUCGACCAGGUGGCCUGUUUCCAUGACGCUGUGAUGGGCUACGCCCCUCUGCUCUACUCCCUCUCCCCUGACGCUGGCUUUGAGGAGUUCAUGAAGUGCGCUCAGCAGGUGUGGGACACCCAAAACAGAGAUGAAAAGCUACAGGACAAAUUGAGAGAGUCUACUCGCUUGUUGAGCUGGCUGAAAGCCCUGAAGGAGACCCACGGCUCUGUGGAGCAGUCCUCUCUGUCCCUGGCUUCUUCUAUUAAUGCUCAUGGAGUUUAUCACAUAGGAUGGUCUGAUCACAACACAGAAAAGAGAUGUCUACAUAACAUGGUGCAGGUCACCGUGAAAAAGGACUCGGAGGAGAAGAGCUACAAGCUUGAAGACCUGCUGGAGCUACAGAACAAACUCAUGCUCAUGUCGUCCAAAGGGGAGCACGGCAGAGAACAAGUCAACAGGUUCACAGAGGUUUUUGAAGGAGUUCAGAGACUGGGAACCAUCCUUCUUCAGAUGCAAACAUCCGGCAACAUGCUCUUCAGGGAAUGGUGCGCUGAGGUCCAGUGCUGCCCACAGCAGCAGCCGUGCAUCAAAGCCACCUUCUUAUCCCUGAAGGGUAAAGAGAUGGCAUAUAACGGCGAGGCGACUGAGCAGCUACAAAAGCUGGCUCACUCGAUGGAGAGCUGCCAAAAGGAAUGGCGCUCCUUCAUCAGCGAGAUGCGCUCCAACUUCAACUUGCUGAACCACUACACAUCUGAGCAGGUGGUGUACCUGUGCCACUGGAUACACAAAGUGUGUCGACGGCAGGCACCAGUUCCUCCACAGUUAUGGCUUUUACUUUUCCCCAUAAAGCCUCAGUGCAAUCUAACUGAUGUCAGAGCAGCUUACACUAAUGCUGCAAGCAUGACCACAAAGCAUGAUGAACUGGAAGAUGUUGAGUAUGACGAAGAAGAUCAAUUGAUGUUUGUUCCUUCUUUGGACUUAACACCAGCUUCACCAGGACACAAUGAAAAGAAAAUGGAAGAUUUGAUGGAGUUUUCUUCCGAGGAUGAAGAUGACGGUGUCAUGAUGUGUGAUGACGAUGCCACAGAGGGUGAUGAGGACAGUCUUGAAACACUCUGGUGUAAAUUCAAGGACGACAUGCCACGGUACCUCGACGACUACUUGGACAUCUCAUCUCUGGCCCACUUCCUCUCAUGCCUCUCUGAAAUGCACCAGCAGCACGUGAUCAGGAACCUUCCGCUGGUCCUCCAGGACGGAAAGCCCAAUCUUGUGCUCUGUCCCAGUGCAGAAGUUUUUACCACCGUCCUGUCUUUUUACAUGCAGAGUCAAGAGCAGCCUUUGCCAUCUACUGAUGAGGUUCUAGUCUGCAGAGAGGAAACCACAGAGGAAGAGGUAGAGAUCUUUCUCCGCCGAGCUCUCGGCCAAGGCUCCGCACAGAACUGGCAGAAGAUAUACUCUCUUGUCAAUCCAGGGCUGCUGGGAUAUGAUGUCAGUGUGGCCCUGGGGGAGCUCUUUGAAAGUCUUGAGAAAAGUGCCAACCCGCAUUAUCGCUUGAUAAUAGUCAGUCCGGUUGAGCACCAGCACAGAUAUGUGCCCUCUUUCUUUAGCAAUAACAAAGUACAGGCUGGUAUGACUCUAACAGCCGAGACUGCCAGGAAAUAUCUGCAUCACCACUUCACACAAAACAUGUUCCCACAAAACCCUGUCGCACAGGUUUCUCCGGAUCAGCUCUCAGUCUGGACAGUCUCAUCUGUGCGCCCUGCAGUUGGGAAAUCCCUUUAUGUGAAUCGUUUGUUUGAGAAGUUCCAGCAGAAAUCUCCCAGAUCAAAAUAUAUCAGGAUCAGACUGAUUGAGCCAUGUGUUGAUAUAGACUCCUUGAUUAAAAGUCUAUCAGAAAAACUGGCACCCUUGAGAGAGCAGGACCCUGUUCUCCUGCACAUUGACACCGCUGGAGUUCGUUCAGGUCUGGAGGAGCUCCUGUUCCAUCUGUUAGUUCUGGGCUGUUUGAGCGACAGCCAUGGCAUGCUCUGGAGAAGAAAUGUUGCUCAUUUGAUCACUGUUGAGGUCCUGAGAACAAACAAACCCUCUCAACACCAGCCAAAAGAGAUGAAGCUUGGACUUCUUGAUAUUCUGCCUACCAUCCAUUGUAGACCUCCAAAAGAGGUGAAGCAGUUGUUGGCCAGUAGAGGGGGGUUGAAACAGACUUUUGAUCCACUCAUGGAUGAGCAGGAGUUUUGCAGUGAGGGGAUUCAAAGACCUUUGCACUACUUAAAGCUCUACAGCAACAAUCAGAAUCUGGAUCGUUUUAAAUAUCAGGAAGGAUCCAGAAUAGGGAAUCCCAUGGAAUGUGUCAAUCAAUUUCUGUCACACUGUGGAAUGCAGGAUCCCUCUUGGGCUGAGCUGAAGAACUUCUCCUGGUUCCUCAAUGUGCAACUGAAAGACUGUGAGAACUCAAUUUUCUGUGAUCCAGAUUUUCUGGCUGACCAGCUGCCUGGUUUCAAGGGCUUCAUUGUAAAGUUCAUGAUUCGAAUGGCAAGAGAUUUUGCCUCGCCAUCUCUUAACACAUCCGAUGAAAGUCCCAUGCUGCACAUUGAUAACAGUCUGGAGGAUGACGUUGUUGCCCGUCUGACAAUUCGUAAGCAUUGGGAAAAUGAAUCUCAUCCAUACAUUUUCUUUAACGCAGACCGAUUCUCAAUGUCUUUUCUUGGCUUUAAUGUGAACAUAUGUCCGAGGCAAAGGACGCUCAAUGCAGUUGAUCCUAGAAGCGGCAAGAUCCUGAUAGAAGAUGUGAUGACACGAAAGCUUUUUGAAGAUUUGGAACGGCAGAGGAUCUCUCUCACUGAAGACUUUGAUCAGUUGUCCCGGCUGGCCAAAAUCAAACGGAUUUCAUGUGUUGUCGGUGCAAAGAAAGGAAUCAUGGACGAAACAUUUGAUCCAGACCCAACAUAUGAGCUCACUGCUGACAAUGUGAUGAAGAUGUUGGCUAUACACAUGAGAUUCCGGUGUGGGAUUCCAGUUGUCAUCAUGGGUGAGACCGGCUGUGGAAAAACCCGAUUGGUCCGUUUCCUUUGCACUCUGCAAAGGGAAGAAAGACCAGUUAAGAACAUGGUACUUGUCAAGGUACAUGGUGGAACUACAGCAGAGAUGAUCUACAGAAAGGUGAGGGAGGCAGAGAUACUUGCUGAGAAGAAUCGUAGAAUGCACGAGCUAGACACCAUUUUGUUCUUUGACGAAGGCAACACCACAGAAGCCAUUUUUGCCAUCAAGGAAAUUCUGUGCGACCAAACAAUGAAAGGGGAACCUCUGAAGGCAGACAGUGGCUUGAAAAUAAUAGCUGCUUGCAAUCCUUACAGGAAGCACUCACCUGAAAUGGUGGAACGUUUGGAACGUGCAGGUUUAGGAUACAGGGUGAAGGCAGAUGAAACAAGAGACCGCCUUGGCAAAGUCCCUCUGAGGCAGCUGGUGUACAGAGUUCACCCAUUGCCUCCAAGCAUGGCUUCUUUGGUGUGGGACUUUGGUCAGUUGAGUGAUUCAACUGAACUUUCAUACAUCAAACAGAUUGUCAAGAAGCAAGUUGACAACCAUCAUUUGCCAGUGAACUGCAAGGACAUCAUUUCAAAUGUGCUGGCAGCCUCCCAGAAAUACAUGCGAAGUCGGAAGAAUGAGUGCAGUUUUGUGAGUCUCAGAGAUGUAGAGAGGUCUAUGAAAGUGCUAGUUUGGUUUUACCAGCAUAGCAACGUCCUUUUUGAAGACUGCUCUCAUCUCAAUGAGGCUUAUAAAACGCUGACGUGCUUGACCCUUUCAGUUGGAGUCUGCUACUACCCGUCUCUGGUGGACAAAGAGCAUUACCUCUCCGUAAUUUGUCGGUACUUUCCGGAUCCUCUCUGCUCUUCAACAGCAUUGCAGGAACAGAUUUCAUCCUGUCAAGACUUCUUCCUUCAGAACAUAAAGACAAGGGAGACCAUAGCCAAAAACAUUGCACUCAAAGAGAAUGUGUUUCUCAUGGUGGUUUGCAUCGAGCUCAGGAUCCCACUUUUUCUGGUUGGCAAGCCAGGCAGCUCUAAGUCGCUUGCUAAAACAGUGGUUGCUGAUGCCAUGCAGGGCCAGAAUUCCCACUGUGAACUAUUCAAGGAACUCAAGCAAGUUCAUAUGGUCUCCUUCCAGUGCAGUCCUCACUCAAGUCCAGAGGGCAUCAUAGGGACAUUCAAGAACUGUGCCCGUUUCCAGAAGGACAAAAACAUGGAUGAGUAUGUAUCCGUGGUGGUGCUUGAUGAGAUAGGACUAGCAGAAGAUUCUCCUCAGAUGCCCUUGAAGACCCUUCAUCCACUCUUGGAGGAUGGAUGCAUUGACAAUGACAAGCCAGAUCCACACAUGAAGGUUGGCUUUGUUGGCAUUUCCAACUGGGCUCUCGACCCAGCAAAGAUGAACAGGGGAAUAUUUGUGUCGAGAUGGGAUCCGAGUGAAGAUGAACUUGUGGAAACUGCCAAGGGAAUUUGUUCAUCCUCCAAACAAAUUCUCCUGAAAAUCAAACACCUGUUCCCAUCUUUGGCAAAUGCCUUCUUGAAGAUCUGUAAUGAGACCACCAAGAAUCAGUUCUUUGGUCUAAGGGAUUAUUACAGCCUAGUCAAAAUGCUCUUUGCCAUCGUCAAAUCAACCCAACAAGAGCCAGAUGGCGGACAGUUGGUCGAGGCCAUCUUGCGUAACUUCAGUGGACAGCCAGAAGAUUUUGAUCCAGUCAUAUUUUUCCAAGAAGUUCUCCAAAACGUAACAGAAAUUCCCAGACCAAGCACCUUGCAAAUGGUGAAAAAGAAUCUUGACUAUGACACCAACCAGGAGAGUCGUUACCUGCUUUUGCUGACCACCAACAAUGCAGCUCUCCAUAUCCUUCAGCAAGAAGUCUUUCCCAAAGGAAACUAUCCACCUCCUGAAAUAGUCUUUGGCUCGGGAUUUCCAAAGGACCAGGAAUAUGCCCAAAUCUGCCGUAACGUUAACCGGGUGAAAACGUGCAUGGAGACCGGGCGUACUGUCAUCCUCCUCAACAUGCAAAAUCUUUACGAAAGCCUGUACGAUGCCUUGAACCAGUACUACGUUUACCUCAGUAACCAGCAAUACGUCGAUCUUGGUCUUGGCUCCCACAGAGUCAAAUGUCGUGUCCAUACAAACUUCAGACUGGUGGUGGUGGAGGACCAGAAAAAGGUCUAUGAACAUUUUCCAAUGCCACUCAUCAAUAGGCUUGAAAAACACAGGGUGGAUAGGAGUACCGAUCUGGAACCAUGGCAACACAGGGUUCUCCACAAACUGAAAGAGUGGGUCAAGGAAUUCUCAGGUGAGGCCUCAGAGGAUUUCAAGCUAUCUGACAUUUUUGUUGGCUACCAUGGCGAUGCCUGUGCUAGCGCACUCUUACAAGCACUAGAAAGGAGAUCACAAAAAGUUGAAGACGGUGCAGCAAGACAGCAUCAACAGAAUGAAAAUGAUGAUUCACUGGAAGAAGAUCAACCAAACGAAACACCUGAAUCAAACUCUGACGAACACAAAGAGGUAACUGAUAAGGAGGAUGAUCAGUUGGGUGAUGCGAUGGACAUAGAGAAUCCUGGAACAAAGCAAGAAAUUGAGUCAAUGGAAAAUGAAUCCGCUGAGGUUUGUGAUGACGAAAACAAAAUGAUGUCUCAGAGUGAAGAACUGAUGGAGACAGAAAACGAUGUUCAGUCUGCCAGGGAAAACGAGAAAGAAGUCUUCGAUUUGGCUAAAUGUCUCUUGUUGAACUGUGCCACCCCUGACGCUGUGGUGAGGCUCAAGUAUUCAGAUUUAGCAAACCAGGAGAAGGAACAACUCCAGAGAAUGUACUUCCAGCAACAGCAUCACCAUUGCCUCCGAGAUUUCCUGCAAGAUUGCCUGAACAAGCAUCAAGAGUCCAGCAAGUUUCUAGAGAUAACGACAUUCUCCAGCUUGCUAACCAAGUUAGAUGUCAAGGUUGUAGCCCAUGCUGUAGGACUGCACACGGACAGGAUCCUCCUGCUUUCGCUCCACCAGUUUGACACUGAGGUCUCCUUCUGCAACAAGAUACGCGGCUUCCUUCAAAAUGCUGGCCACUCUCUUCACAUCGUGUUAAUCCAGAUGGACCUCGAGGAAUCUGACUGCAGCGAUGAGCUCAUAGCGUCAGCAAAAUAUUGCACCAUGAAUUACUUGAUGUCUCUAAAUCAUCAGACCUGUUGGGUGAUUUUCAUUGUGAAGGUUUCUAGGAUCCCAAGUCAAUCGCAGUACAUUGGUUUCCAAGGAGGAGUCUGGCAGUCAGUGCAUAUUGAUGACCUGAGGGAUUCAGAGGACAUGAGCCUGAACCUGUUGGAUUUCCAUGGAACUCUCAUUAGCCACCUACUCAUCCCUGCACUGUCAGAACACCUUGGAGAUGGAGAAACGGUGAGGGAAAGAAAAGACUCUCAGGGAGAUAAAGCCCACCUCCACAGCUUAUCCUUAGUGAGGUCAUGUAUCCAAAAAGCUGUGGGUUUGCUGAGGGACCCCGAUGGUGUGACAUCGCGUAGCAUGCAGCGGAUGCACAUCCUUCUGACUCUUCUUGGAACUGGUCGAGUGCAAAUAGGAGCUCACUUUCAGAAGGUGUUGUUGAGUAGACUGGCAGAGGGUAUCGCACAGAGAGAAGUAAUGAUGGGCUCUCCUAAGGAGUGGAUGUGCAGAGAGGCCAAGAAACGCCAGGCUCUGCAGGAGGGGGGAACUCUGAGACAUACGCUGUGGCGUUGUCUUCAGUCCGCUGUGACACCAAUCUUGGCCAGCAUGUUGGAGAUUAUGGACAGGUAUGCAAAUCUAGACCUGCUCUCUGAUAACCGGCUCAGCCAGGGCCUGAUAAAGCUGUGGUUGGACAUCCUGGCAGAUGCACAGAUUUUUAGCCAAACGCCUCUCCAAAACCCAAGUGAAUCAGACCAGGAAGUGCUUGUGAAUCACUACUUCAUGUUGGAUGGUGAAGAACAAGCCUGCGCUGCCCCGUUCAGCUGGCUCAUCCAUAUGCACCUUGAAGGCUUGUGGGAAGAAUCGGAAUUCAUGCCAGUAACAAAAGAGGAUGGCACAGGGAGGAUUGUCCAGUUUGUGAGCACCUUCACUAACAGCAAGCUGGGCAGCCACCUACAGAAACUCUCAGACGAGGAGAGAUCCGAGUAUGGCCACCUCUUUCUACAAGACUUUCUGCUGCUCUCGAUGAAGAUCAAGUCAAAGGACGAGCUUAGGGUGCUCACCGGGGCCAUGUUGGGCUGUGUGUCUGAGCUUCAGACGUCCAUGGGUGCCGUCACUGAGCUUUCUCCUUCUUGGAUAUUUGCUGCUGCCAGACAUUUUGCCCCCAGACUGGACACACUCUGCCACAUAUUUCUGCUGCUGCCCCAGCUAGCCACCGAUGUCUUUCAGCAGGGCUCAAAGAGGGAGCACCAAGAAAUGGUGGAGGACAUUCUAGUUCUGGGCGUCUGUGUUGAGCAGACCAAACUGCUGACUGUGACGUCCGUGAACGAGUGCGAGCUCUUUGUGAACAGAGUGGAGUUUCUGCAGCCGUGUCUAGAUAGAGUGUUCAGUCAGAAAUACAGAACCCUCUGCAGCCCUGGCUGUCUGCAACAUCUGGACUCCAUCCGGUCACUGUGGCACGGGAUGCUGGUUGUUGCAUCUUUCAUCCAGCACGUCCUUUUCAGAGUUAAACAGAUUGACUCCAGAUUGAAAGAACUGGCUCUCAAACACUGCAACCUUCACCUGAACAUGAUGAAGGAGUCUCCUGAUGUGAGGAGCGUGGACACACUGCAGAAGCUCAUCCGGAUCCUCAACUGUUUUCACAAUGAGUGUAUCAGCAGGGAUCUGAGGUUUGGCAUUUCUUGCCCAGUUUGCCUGUCGGAGCUCACAGAGCCGGCUGUCCUGCCCUGCCAGCACGUCUUAUGUCUGCCGUGUGUCCAGAACUGCAUUCAGCUACGAGGACGUCAAUGUCCUAAAUGCAGGGCAGACCUACUGACCGACUUCAAGCCGACUGUUUCUCAAACCAUCAAGUUAGCACUUCAGCAGCAAGCAGCGAUCCGGGACUGCUGUAACUCCUUCUUCCUGGAGGUGGUGUCCAGGUUCUGUCUGUCAGAGGGACAGACGCCCGGAGACGGAGUGGUGGAGCUGCUCUUCUCCUUACUCGUGUCUGCUAACGGAGACGUGUACCGGACCAGAGAGCUCACUCCUUUCCUGGAGUGUGUGGAUAACAGUCCGGUGGUGCGAUCUGUGCUGCCGAAGCUGCUGCUGCAGGACAGUUUUGAGCAGGUGAAGACUCACAUUCAGACCUACCUGAGUAAUCUGCAGGAGAAUCUUCUGAACAGAGAAGACCGUACUGAACUCUACCUGCUGUUUGUCAACUGCUUCCAGGACUCUCUGUUGUGCUCAGAAGCGAGGGAAGUGGAACGGAGCAGAGAACAGCAACGACAAGCUGACAUUGGAUUCCUGAGCCGGAUCGCCAGGAAACAGACUCCAGACCGACAACAAGACCCAGCCGAGUUCCUGCUCAACAUAGCCAGGCUGAGAAUAUGUCUGAGCACUGCAGCCGGUCUGCUCAACGAAGUCCAAGGCGGACAUGAAGAGGCGGAGGUUCGGUACCUGCAGCAGGUGAGGGCGGUGUGUGAGUACUGUGGUAAUGACUGGUACAGGGUUUACCUGCUCCGAGCCCUCCACAGACUCUCCGGUACGGACCACAUACUGUCCCUGAUGAACAACCCGGCCUGGAGAUGGCUCUUCCCCGCAGAUCUCCUUCGACUUCAGAGGACGAUUCCAACUAACAUGGACCAGUUCCUCUGCUGUGGGACACCUUACCGAGCUGUGAGAGACGCCGUGGUCCGCGUUCUGCUUGAAAACAGAUCUGACGCCUGCGUGACAGAAAUAAAGAAGCUGAAGGGCUCUCAGAUCAGUCUGCUGGCGCUGGCUUUGUUCAGACAGGUCACCUGCCGCUACAAAACCCCCGACUUCAACACGCUUCCCUCCCCACAGGAGUUGGCGAGACUGGAAGAGGUCCUGAAAAACGUCAAGCCAAAGGAGUUCAGGGAGUUCUGCGCUGCUCUUCUGUCCAAUCAGAUCGGUGGAGCGGGCUCUUUUCUGCGCAUCAGCGAGGAUCUUUCGGCUCAGAGACGAACCCUCCUGGAGCUGCUGGUCCAUCUGGACUCUGUGAUCCUCAGUGGAAAUCCUCUACUGGUUCCUCUUUAUCAGAUCGCCACCCAGCCUGAGAAUGUUACAAACUCCUUUCUGCCAACAAUGCCCGAUGAUCACACAAGUGAAGUCCUGCAGUGGUUGAAUAAAGACAGGAGAGCACAGCUGUACUCUUGUGCCAACGGACAUCCAUGCGUUGUGACAGAGUGUGGGAGACCGGUGGUUGUAGCAAAAUGUCACACAUGUGGAGCCCUAAUUGGUGGGAUGAACUACAAACCAGUAGAGGGAUUUAGUGCAAAUCAAAGUGUCAGAGAUCAAACUCGGACGGGACACGUAUUAGGAGAGGCUGGCCAGAGGUCUGAAGCCCCGGAGAGACAGCUGACUUCUGCUCAGUCCUGCAUCCUGCGGCUGCUCACACACCUCGCCAUGCUCCAAGGCGCUUUGAGAAAUAACAGAGGAGUCAGUGACAUGAUACACCCCGGGCCCCGUGAUGUUUACAACUUCCUGUGGAACCACCUGGAAACAGACAUGCGUGUGUUGGGGCGGACGCUGGAUCAGAACAUGGACAACACAGCAGUGACAGUUCAUCUGAUCCUCAACACCUGCACACAAUUCACUCCAGGUUCCCGCGGAGCGAGACCCGAUCUGUCCUCCAGACAGGGACGACAACAUUGGGAGAAGCUCGUCUGUGAUUCUGCCAUCAACCCAGUACUUCAAGAUUUGCAGGCGAAUCUAUCUGAAGCUCAGGAGAGUAUCAGUGCCGACGACGGACUCGAUGGAAGUGCCCUGAUGAAUCUCCUCUUCAAGGAUCCUGGGCCCAUGUUGUCGCUCCCCUCCGACUGCCCGACACAUCGCUCCACCUUCUGGACUCUCCCCGAGACGAUGACAGUGGAGCGUUUCUCCAACCUGGUGGAUGAAGCACGGAGACACAGCUCUUUACCGCUGCUCAGCCUGUUCCUCAAGAAGAUUCACUGUGUGAGGCAGUUACAUCACCUGCCUGAGCUGGCAGCUUUACAGUCGGACCUGCUGAGGGUGUUUCCUCGGACGUCAGACUCUACGGAUCAGACUAUUGCCCAAAUGUUACAGCAGAUACCGGCAGGAUACCAGAGGAAGAUUCUGCUGGAGAGAGUGGAGAGAUUCAUCAUGGUGUGGAACCGCCUCCGAACAGAGGUGGCAAACAGCUCAGCAGACUUGGGUGCUGAUGACUUGUGUAGGAAGGAGCUGACAACCGAGAGCUCUGGCGAGUUUCUGUCGCCAUGCCGACACGGACCAGGGUCGUGUCUCCGGACUCUGGUGGACUUCCUGUCGGAGACUCACAACAGCCUGGUGCGAGUGAGCCGCCAGGAGGACAGUGAAUACAGUGUUCCUUUAGAGAGCAUAUCAGAGACCCAGCUGACGCUGUGCAGCCCAGAGAGAGAGCUGCUGCCUCUGGUUUUAUCCCACUGCCAGUACACCUUGAAGAAAGGCGGGGAGACGGACAGCAAAUACGACCUGCCAGGCAUCCAAACCCAGCUGGCCCGUCGCUUCCUGGCUGGGAAACCACUUAUCCGAGCGGACACCUCGAGGUACUUGAACAGACACCUGCAGGACUUCUCUGUGGUUCUAACCGAGGUCCGAGACCGGAUUCAUCAGGAGCCGCUGAAGGGUUCGGUGAGCAGCACCAUGAGAACGGUGCUGCGCUCAUACACAGACGUGUGUGACGCGCUGUUCGUGGUGGAGAUUGGCCUUCGCUUUCUUGGCAAGACGGGCGGCGAUCCACAAGGUCAACUUCUGUCCUACCUCACUGACUCACUGCACAUGGACCAAGCACAGAUUUCCAGCACUGUAGCCAAGGGUCUUGGAGAGAGCAAACUUGAACACAGCACGUCCACCUGGCAGCUCCUGACUUCCUGGAAAUCUGAGCUUAUGCUGAACAAAAAGCAAGACCCGUUUCAGAGGCUGCCCUCUAAGUUCCAGCAGAAGCUGUCCGAGGAGGAGAGGAAAGGGCUGAAGCUUUUCCUCGCUGUCACAGACGUCAACACCUUCUCUUUGGAGCUGCAUGAAAUUCUGCUGCUGAAGACGAAUAAUGACGUGCCGGACCAGGCUUACCAACCACACUGGGACAUCAAGACCACCUUAGAGGUUCACUUGGAGCAGAAAGGCCUUCCAGUUCUGCUGGGCCUCAAGUAUUUCCCGGAGGACAUCACACUUGGAAAAGGGGCUGACGUGUGGAGGGCCGCUGUCGACUUUAAAAGAAGAUAAAAUGAUUUCUACAGACUUAUUUUUUUUAUUAUUUUUUAUUGUGUGGCCAUUUUAGGCCUUUAUUUGAUAGGACAGCUGAAGUCAUGAAAGGGGAGAGAGAGGGGGGUGGAAUGACAUGCAGCAAAGGGCCACAGGUCGGAGUCGAACCUGCGGCCGCUGCAUCAAGGAGUAAACCUCUAUAUAUGGGCGCGCGCUCUACCAGGUGAGCCACCCAGGCGCCCACUACAGACGUAUUUCUGAUCUUUUUCUGAUGUUUUUUGUAUUGCUAUUGUUACAUUACCAAGGCCACACAGAAUCUAUGGACGCACAAUUCCGCCGAUUUUUACCCAAAAAUUUUCUGCAGAUUUUAAACAAAUUACAAUAAAACUGCAGAUUUUCAUUCUGGAUCACAAAAAAACAUCUGCAGAUUCUGUUUGGGUCUGCGUAUUAGGAAUAAUAAAUGUCUAGGAUUAUUUAAUUCCAUAUGAUAGGGGCAUGUUCUGAAGUAUUUCUGUAUAGUUUGAGAUGUCUUAAAGUGACCACACGGAAUCUGUGGACGCAUAAUUCCCGCAGAUUUCAAACUUAAAAUAAAACUCUGAAUCUCCACCCCAAACAGAAAACCAUUCUGGUAAUUUCCGCAGAUUUUCACUCUGGAUCACCGCUGAAAACACUAAAAAAAAAAGUAUAUAUCUGUGUAUUACUGUGUAUUAGUAGUCUGUGUAUUAGUAGUCUGUUAUAUGGCUGAAUGUCUAUGAUUGAGUCAUUCCAUUAUGAUAGGGCGUGUUCUGAUGAAGUAUUUCAGUUUAUUUGGAGAUGUCUUAAUGACAGGGUAGUGCAAUAAAUGCAUUUGAAGUGGGCCUAUCUUUAUUCAUUCCAUGUUCAAUCUGUAAAUGAGGAGUCAGGGAACAAAUAAUUAAAAAAUAAACUGUUAAUGAACCC
Messenger RNA from Sander lucioperca (pikeperch), 16502 nucleotides. RefSeq names its product ring finger protein 213b (gene rnf213b). The record is from RefSeq and is a predicted model, not a curated record. The transcript is spliced from 65 exons. Gene Ontology annotation, biological process: ubiquitin-dependent protein catabolic process; negative regulation of non-canonical Wnt signaling pathway; sprouting angiogenesis. Bases 147 to 15584 code for a protein of 5145 amino acids. NCBI's taxonomy places the organism in Eukaryota, Metazoa, Chordata, Actinopteri, Perciformes, Percidae. Gene Ontology annotation, molecular function: metal ion binding; ubiquitin-protein transferase activity; ATP hydrolysis activity. Gene Ontology annotation, cellular component: membrane; nucleolus; cytosol.